Molecule: messenger RNA, 601 nt
Organism: Menidia menidia (Atlantic silverside)
Lineage: Eukaryota; Metazoa; Chordata; Actinopteri; Atheriniformes; Atherinopsidae
Source: the annotation of a GenBank genome assembly
UUACUUCAGAGAACUCAUCAGACAUAGUAGUGGGUUCACUGAUUUGGGUAUAAAAAGGUGUGGGUGCACAUUCACCUUCCCUCACACUGCGUUGAGCUUCAACGAGCUGUCUCAGCCUCCAGUUACCUUGGUGAAGGAAAAUCCAGACUCUAAAAAAAAUGGACUUCAGUGGAACAUGGCAGGUCUACUCUCAAGAGAACUAUGAGGAGUUUCUUAAAGCCAUGGAGCUCCCAGAAGAUAUCAUCAAGAUGGCCAAAGACAUCAAGCCUAUUACUGAGAUCAAGCAGACUGGCAACAGUUUUGUUAUUACCACCAAAACACCAGGAAAGACUGUGACUAACUCCUUCACCAUCGGCAAGGAGGCUGAUAUCACCACCAUGGAUGGCAGGAAGCUAAAGUGCACUGUCAACUUGGAGGGUGGCAAACUGGUCUGUAACACUGGCAAGUUCUGCCAUAUUCAAGAGCUGAAGGGAGGAGAGAUGGUCGAGACUUUGUCCAUGGGCUCAACAACUCUAGUCAGGAGGAGCAAAAAGAUGUAACUUUGUCAAUGGCAAUCUAUUUAAAUAAAAGUGUGCUUAAUAAACGUGGUUUGUGUCCAUCA